Molecule: messenger RNA, 429 nt
Organism: Canariomyces notabilis
Lineage: Eukaryota; Fungi; Ascomycota; Sordariomycetes; Sordariales; Chaetomiaceae
Product: nucleic acid-binding protein
Exons: 2
Coding region: 1-429 (142 amino acids)
Biological process (GO): translational initiation
Cellular component (GO): nucleus
Molecular function (GO): RNA binding; translation initiation factor activity
Source: RefSeq, a predicted model, not a curated record
AUGGGCAAACCAAAACGCUCUGCAGUCCUCGCGGCUGCGCAGGAGUCCACGACGCCUCCAGACGAGCUAAGCCCAUCCCAGUUUAUCGCCCGCGUCGUCAAGGCUGAGGGCAACAGCAUCUACACAUGCGAGCUGCCCAACAAGAAGCCCAUCCUCGUCGAGCUAGAGCCGCGGUUUCGCAACGCAAUCUACAUCAAGCGGAGAGGCUACGUUCUGGUGGAUCUGGCAUCUGCGGAUGAGCGCGCCAAAAGCGGUAGCAGGGUCGUGGGCGAGAUCAUCAACGUCGUGAGGGAGGAGAAAGAGUGGCGGAAGCAGCCAUACUGGCCAAAGAACUUUGUGAAGAACACAUACGGAGACGAGGAAGACGAGGAUUCCACUGUCGGGAAGAUGCCUCCGAGCGAUUCCGAAGAAGAGGCGGAAGAGGCUUGA